This is a messenger RNA of Durotheca rogersii, 1134 nucleotides long. Its product is annotated as NAC domain-containing protein. The transcript is spliced from 4 exons. Lineage: Eukaryota; Fungi; Ascomycota; Sordariomycetes; Xylariales; Xylariaceae. The record is from RefSeq and is a predicted model, not a curated record. Bases 264 to 728 code for a protein of 154 amino acids. Gene Ontology annotation, cellular component: cytosol; nascent polypeptide-associated complex.
AUUCCAUCCCACCACAGGCGAACCCCAACCAACAUCAGGGCCUCAUUGACCCCGGAGAUGACCCAGAAUUACGACAGCACUCUUUCAGUCAACGACAGAAAACCCUUGAGAUUUCCCUAGGGAGCCCGUUAAUCAGUUAGCCAAGCCAAACCACCACCCCCGCCGAACCCCACGAGACGGUGAUAGACUGACAUAGAGCCGAGACAAAGAUUACAGUCGUCCCCUUUCACUUUACUUUUUGCGAUCGAAGCCACAUAAGGAUCAUGGCGGAUGUGCAAGAGAUCCUGAGGAAGAAGUUUGGCGGUGCCGCCCCCUCGCGAACGGGUGGCAAGGGCACGCCGCGACACAAGCAGAAGCGAAAUGUCGCGAGGAGCGCCAACGAUGACAAGAAGCUGCAGGCCACCCUCAAGAAGCUCAACACCCAACCCAUCCAGGCCAUUGAGGAGGUCAACAUGUUCAAGAGCGACGGCAACGUCAUCCACUUCUCCGCCCCCAAAGUUCACGCCGCCGUCCCUGCAAACACCUUCGCUAUCUAUGGAGCUGGCGAGGAUAAGGAAUUGACGGAGCUUGUCCCCGGCAUCUUGAACCAGCUCGGCCCCGACUCGCUCGCCUCUCUGCGGAAACUGGCUGAGAGCUACCAGAGCAUGUCCAAGGACAACAAGGAGGCCGAUGAUGACGACAUCCCUGACCUAGUAGCCGGCGAGAACUUCGAGAGCAAGGUGGAAUAGAUAGCUCACUCUCGAAAAAAAAAACAUAAUGAAAGAAAUUACCCUCCCGCGAACAGAAAAAAAAAGAAUUUGCGGGAGUGCCGGAAAAUCUGGCGCCACAUCGGGUUGGUAACACUGGUCCUUUCAUCAUAUCAGUUCAGGUGAAAGGUUGGGAAGGGGAUUUCUCGGUAGCUCAUCCCGCAUAUCCCCAGAGGAACUUUUCUUUCCCUUCUAGCUACACAAUAUGUCGUUAUUUCCGCUAUUCUGACUUUGUCUGCUCCGCCGUCCCAUUUGUUCCUUCUUUCCACGCGAAGCGGGCGGCGGAAACGAUGGCCCAAGCUCCACACACACACACAGGGAGAGAGUGCCCUCGGCGGCCAGUUAGUAGGACGACGGCAGCUUGCGUCGCCUUUCGUCGCGUUGCAAU